CUAGCUGCUGACAGCGUUUUGAAAGUUCUAUUCCGAAAAUGUACUCUUUCGUUUGAGUUUCAAUGCAUGUAAUUCCAUUAAAAGUAGUCAAAUAGGAAAUAACGUUAGGCUACUGAAAACGGAAUUUGUCGAGAUCCGUGUGUUGCUUUCAAAAGUUGCUGUUACGAAUGCUGUGUGCGGACAAGAGGAAAGGAGCUUUUUUUCCCCCUUUUGGGGGGUGUGGGUGGGAAAGCGUUUCCUUUUUCCAUCCGCACUACAGUACAGUAAAGAACGAGAGGCCUGUUCGAAAGUGAAGAUCACUCAUGUAAAUUAACUGGGGAUUCGGAAAACCUUUAGAACGCGGCGAGGAUCACUUUCAUUGUUGUCAAAGUUUAGGAAAUUAUUCGUGGCAUGAAAGACCAAUUUCGUCUGGGAUAACAUUAGGGGCGAAUUGGGAAUGUUACCAUGAAAACAUUUCGGAAGGAAAAAUAAGGGACACUCGAAAGAAGCCAAGCUUCAUUUGCGAUAACUUAAUUAAAGGAAAACUAUGACCAGGAGUCUUCUCGACGAUCAAGGACGAGUCUUGUCAAGAUAUUGUUCAAAGGAGUAACUUUGUGAAGUGGCAUUUCUCAUGGAAACAAAUAUGUUGCCAGUCUGCUAAUAUUUUCCCGGUGGUCCAUUGACAAAGACUAUUGCUGACAGCGGCAGGCGAUGCCCAGGCUACAAUGUGUUCGCAUUUAAUGUUUCUCCUGAAGAUAUUGAGAGGUUAACUUUUUAUUUUCUCGGAACAUUUCACCAUAUUCAGUGUUAUCAAUGUAACUGCGUUAUUUCAUGCACGCCCCUGUAAUGGUUUUAAAGAAGAACAUGUUUAUACUUACCUCUGAUAUCUCUCUCUGGCCACAUUUUUUACAUCAAUAGCUGGAAUAAACAAAAUAAGCCAACGAAUUCAAGUCUACAUUGUGGAAUAGCCCAUGUAUAUGUUCUUAUUUUAAUGGAUUCAAAUAUUUUUUAUCGUUGUGGAACGCUCUUGGACGGACAUUGAAAAGGUCAAGACGUAGUCAUUCUCCAAAAUACAGAGGUUGUCGUUUUGGUAAAAAUGCUAGUUGGAUAAAAAAAAGCCUACGUCGGGGAAAAACACAUAACGGAAGCCCAAUGAGCGGCAUACAGUCAACACUCCCUGAAAGGUUUUCCAAAAAAGCAACCAGGACCCCUAGCAUUCUCAGCAAGGACCACCCCCCAGACAAGAAACCCAAGAGUGACAAAAACACAGUCCCACCUGCGCAUGAGUUUGACCCUACAGACGCGCCUGUGCAGCUGUCUGGCUGUGUAGUAGCCGAGGGAAGCCCCUCCGAACCCUGUGGGCUUGUCCAGCGUUGUGUGAUCAUCCAGAAAGAUGAGAAUGGCUUCGGGUUGACAGUGAGCGGAGACAACCCUGUAUUUGUGCAGUUGGUCAAAGAGGAUGGCGCUGCCAUGCGAGCGGGUGUCCAGACGGGUGAUAGGAUCAUCAAGGUUAACGGGACCUUAGUAACACAUUCAAACCAUGUAGAAGUCGUCAAGCUAAUAAAAUCGGGCUCCUAUGUGGCCCUCACAGUGCUGGGGAGGCCCCCGGGGCUGGCCCAGAUCUCGCUGUCGGAGGGCGAGGGGGGAGACCUGUCCUCUUUCCUCUCUUCGCCCCACUCUCCUGGACCAACGGGGGGAACAGGGGAGCGCUGCGUCACCUCCUCCACCAGCCCCCAGGACCACAUCACCUCCCCGCUGCCCCUCUGGGAGGAGAAUAACGCACUUCACAGCCAGAAGGUGGACAUCUUACAGAAGAUGCUGACCAAGGAGCAGGAGGAUUUACAGGCUAUGAAGGAGGUGUACAGCAGGAACCCCACAGCGAAACUACUGAAGGACAUCCAGGAGGCCAAGAAACACAUUCCUCUGCUGCAGAGCCAGCUCAGCAAAGCCACAGGCACACCUCAGGAUGGCUCCCUCUUCCACCAGGACGGUGAGGUGGAGGAGGGGGGCAUUGAGGCAGCCGAUGGAGAGCAGACCCCCUCCUCGCAGGGAGAAAGCAGCAGCGACGGGCCCUGGACCAAUAACGCUGUGUCUCCCAGUCCCCUCCCUGAGAAUCCGUGCCAAAGAGAGACGCCCUGCCACAGCCCAAAGACCACCCCCCGAGAGAGCCUCAACUCCUGCCCCUCGCCUGACGCAGAGGACACGGCGGACCUGAACUGUAACUUCCAGUCCAGUGUGGGCAGCCCCUUCUCCCGUCUCAACCCACAGAUAAUCGGAGCAGAGGACGACUACUUUGACACAGAGCAGGAGCAGAUCAACGGUCAGUGUAGUUGUUUCCAGAGUAUAGAGCUGCUCAAGUCUCGGCCCGCUCACUUGGCCGCCUUCCUCCAUCACGUGGUCUCUCAGUUUGACCCUGCACCUCUGCUAUGCUACCUUUAUGCUGACCUGUACAAGCAGACCAACUCCAAAGAGACCAGACGGAUCUUCAUGGAUUUCCAUACUUUCUUUAUGGACCGAGCAGCGAAUCUGAAAGUAGCUGUGCCUGAGUCUAUGACCUCUGAACUAGAGCGGCGGAGACCUGAGCUGAUCCCAGAGGAACUGCACAGACCUUACAUACAGCUGUUACAGGACACACUGCUACCAGACAUCCAGAGGAACCUAGAGGACUUCAGGCAGAAGCGCAGCAUGGGUCUGACCCUGGCAGAAGGGGAGCUGGCUAAGCUGGACACAGAGAGGGUGAGAGACCGCGUGUCGCUGGAGAGAGAACGCUCCUGUGCCGAACACAUCAUCUCCAAGAUAGAGGAGGUUCUGCUGACGUCACAGCCCACAGAAGAGGAGAAGUGCACUACUAUGCAGUAUGUCAUCCUCACCUAUAUGAAACACCUGGGGGUGAAAGUAAAGGAACCACGUAGCCUAGAGCCCAAACGAGUCCGCAUCAACUUCCUGCCCAAGAUCAAGAAGAGCAUCAAACCUGAGAAAGAGGGGGAGGAGAAGGUGAAGAAGCCUCGCUUUCCCAGCAUCCUUGGCCCUCCUCGGCGGCCCAGCCGCGUGGACUCAGCUUCAAUCAGUAAGGCCAUGGAGUUGAACAAGCAUCGGGGCCCCCAGAAGCAGCUCUCCCAGCCCGCCCUCAGCGUCUUCGAGCAACCAGAAUUCUCGGCAGGCGGCAUCCGUGCCCGCAGCCAAUUUAGCGAUCCAGGCUCUGACGCGGCCACCCACCCCUUGGCCUACAUCGCACCGCCCCCCCACAGUGCCCCAGCCAGCCAGGGCUCCGACCCGACGGGACGCGACUCUGACUCGGGACUCACUCCCUCUUCUGCCCUACCCAGACUGAGCACCGACGGGCUCCACUCGGGCGACACCCUGGACGGGAUGGUCCACCUAACCAGCACCCACUUUGACUUCAGCCCUUGCACCCUGGACCAAUUACAGGAGGAGGAGCGUGAAAGUGACAGGGCUCAAGAGGGAGGCACACCCAAACCAGCCCAGAGGAUGGACGGGUUAGGCUGUGGGGAUGUGCCGAGUGAGGACGACCAGGGGAACGAGAUUGAGUGCGAGCAGGACCCUCCCAACUGGCAGGCGCUGGUUAGCCGAGAGGUCCUGGCGGGCCUGACUCCACAGGAGAUCAAAAGACAGGAAGUCAUCAACGAGCUCUUCUACACAGAGCGGGCACACCUGAGGAUGUUGAAGGUGCUGGAUAACGUGUUCUGCCAGAAACUAACCCGAGACAGCAUCCUGCCUCCUGGAGACAUUAAACACAUCUUCACUAACCUAGAGGAGAUUGUCCAGCUACACGUGUGGAUAACGGAACAGAUGACGGUCAUUCGGAAGAAGAACGAGACGUCAGUGAUAGACCUGAUAGGAGACGAUCUACUAGCUUGGUUCAGUGAUGAUGAGGAGGAGAAGAUCAAGCGGGCGGUGGGCACCUUCUGCAGUAACCAGCCCUUUGCCCUGGAACUCAUCAAGACCCGGCAGAAGAAAGACCAGCGCUUCACCUCCUUUAUGCAGGAGGCUGAGAGCAACCGUCUGUGUCGCAGACUGCAGCUGAAGGAUAUCAUUCCAGUGGAGAUGCAGAGGCUGACCAAGUAUCCGCUACUGCUGGAGAGCAUAGCCAAGUACACAGAGGAUGCAGAGGAGAGGGACAAGGUGAAGAGGGCCGGGGAGUGCUGCAGGACGAUCCUCAACUAUGUCAACCAGACAGUGAAAGAGGCAGAGAACAAACAGAGGUUAGAGGACUACCAGAGACGCCUGGACCUGUCCUCUCUCAAACAGAGUGAGAACCCAAUGAUCUCAGAGUUCAAGAGUCUAGACCUGACCAAGAAGAAGAUGGUGCACGAGGGACCUCUCUCCUGGAAGGUCAACAAAGACAAGACCAUCGAGCUGUACACGCUGCUCCUGGAGGAUAUCCUGGUGCUGCUGCAGAAGCAGGACGAGCGGUUGGUCCUCAAGUGCCACAGCAAGAACUUGGCGGGCACCGCCGACACCAAGCACAUCUUCAGCCCCAUCAUCAACCUCAACACCGUGCUGGUGCGCUCGGUAGCCACCGACAACAAGUCCUUCUUUGUGCUGUCUAUGUCCGACAACGGAGCCCAGAUCUACGAGCUGAUGGCCCAGACCGUGUCCGAGCAAAGAACGUGGCAGUGUCUGAUAACGCAGAGCGCAGAAACCAUGAAGACGAAAACACACAUCAUACCUUUACUUCAGACCGAUGUGGAGCGAGACGCAGUAGAGAUUAUCAGCACGGGGGUGCCCAAACUGAACAAAGACCUUGAGCGCACCUCCAUGGGAUGUACCCAGUCCCCAGAAAAAGACGUCACUUCCUUGCCGGGUCUGCAACCCACACCCACAUCGACCAACCCAUUUGACGGUGUCAAAUCAGACGACGAGGAAGAAGAGGACUCGCCACUGCCAGACAGAAGAGAAGAACAAGAAGAGGAGGAGGAAGUGGAGGAGGUAGAUGAGGAGGAAGUUGAAGCUUUUCUGGAUGGAGAGCUGGCAGACAGUCUGCCCAUCCUCCAGGAGAGGUCACGCCUGGGCAUCACCAUCGACGACGAGGAUCCCGAUGACGCCUUCGGCAUGCCACCCUCCAGAGCCGAGGAGGCCCUAAGAACCUUGGCAGCCUUGAGGCAGGUCCUUCUCAACCACAUGACGAGCAGAGCAGAGGGCAGCGACAAGGACAAAGAGAAGGGGAAAGAAAAAGAGCAGAGGAAGGGCCGAGCCCCUGGAGGCCGCCUGCUGAGGACCACGUCCCUGAGGGGCCCAGAGGACAACAACAGUAUCUCGGCCCCAAGCAGCGUAGCAGCACCCUCUACUGGCUCCUCGGAGAACGGCGCCUCGGAGAAGACCGAGGCAGGGAGGGAGGAGGAGGCCCCGGGGUCCAAUGAACUACCGUCUGGGGACACAGGUUUCUUUGAGACUUCCGAGGAAUACGGUGAGCCAACUGGGACAUUCAAGGCAGAAAAGCGGCAGGGGAUUCACCCCUUAGGCAGUUACAUGGUCCUGGAGGGCUACGGGGCCUCGGGGGAGAGCAGCACGGACAAUGACGGUCAGGCGAGUGGCGGGGGGGGUGGGGCCCAAUGGGGCCCGGACAUCGACCUGAAGAAGCUGCUCUCCUCGUCCUCGCAGACAGGGGGUGCCGGCCCCAAACUCAGACGCCAGGUCAUGACCCACAUCCGCCUGCUCCAGGCCAACCUGCAGCACCUGAAGGAAGUGGAGACCAAGUAUAAUGAACUGCGCCAAAGGCUGACUGAAACAGCUACUGACACAGAGGAGAACAAAGAUAAUAGUUAGUGAUGACAGAGCCCCUUCCCCUCCACCACAAGAGGACGAAGGAGGGACACGGAGGACGACACCUCUUCCUGUCCUCUGGAGGCCCACCACCUCAGCCCCCCACCCCUCCCAUACUGCUGUGGCCCACAGUGGAGACUGGAACGAUCAGGGGACCCCCCCCCCCCCCCCCGGCACAAAUGGCAAUCAGGGAAAAGAACGCCACAACUCACACAGCGUUCUCACUAGGACCAUUCCACCCCCAAACACCCCACUUCGGAAAUUAACACAAGUGCUGCUCAAAGUGUACUGGCUACCACCACCAUCAGGAUAUUAGUAGAUAGGGAUUGAAGUUAUUUUUCAACCCCCGCUUCUUUCUCCUCCUGUGGAUAAGAGUGCCAUCUUCCCAUUGCUCACGUGCAUUCAGCAUUCGGAACACACCACUUUCAAUAUAUCCAUCGGGGGUCAGAAACACAACUGUACGUGAUGCUAUAGUCCAACUUAAAGCACAACUGUGUUGUGGUUAAUGGUUUGGACCUGGAGGACCACCAUGACAAAGGCUUAGCAGAGUGAGAAUGCGGGGUGGAGAGGGUGGUCAAUAUACAUACCUCUUCAGUUGGAAUCAUUCCAUGAUUGAUCAAAUUCCACUCGAAAAAAAAAUGGCAAGUUUAAUCUGUUUUUUCUAAACGUAAUACUAUGUUAAGUGAACCCCCCCCCCCCCCCCCCCAUCAUGCCUACAACAUUGAAAGCCUUGUAGAUUUUGAUUAGGUAUCUUAAGACAUCCUGAAGUAAUUCUUUAAUCACUUAGGGGUGAUUCCUAUUGUAACCUCCACUUAAGUCAAAUGUUCCCUUAAGUUAGGAUUCUCCCUUUAAUAGGUCCUCAAGUGAUUUAGUGGAUCUCACUAACCCGCAUCCUUAGCAUGAAGCCUUGGUCUUGUUCACAGUAGAUGGUGAAAGAAUAAAUUGACAAACUCAAUUUUCUUGAGAGAUAUUUCAGUGAUAUACUGCCAGUGGUGAGGUGAUAACAGUAUACCGGUAAGCGCUCCAUUUGUUCACCUUUUGGUGUGGCUGUAUCUCCUCUGGCUUGAGUUGUGGCUCUUGGGAAGCGCGUGGUGUGAUAUAGCAAAAUACAAGAGGACAGUCUGUCAUUAGAGUUAUUGACUUCCCUCUGAAGUCAUGUAGUAUUCAUCCAUUCCUAAUUGAUAGGGACCCUCCUGGAUCGGGGAACACCCCCAGCUCUUUGCCCAGUUUCCGUAUACCUUCAAUUCUUCUGGUUCUGGAACUAAACUCUCUACGUUACUGUACAUCGUCCUUUGUGUACGAGCUACUGAGGAAGUCUCAUAAAUAAGCUUCUGGGGUGAGAGCACAGGACCUGUGUAAUUUCAUGGUUGGAUUGAGAAAAGACUGGCACAACAAAUAUAUGACUUUCACCAGCCGGAAGACUUGGAUGAAAAGGACUUCUAUGGACUAUUUUAAAUGUUUUAAAAAAUGACUAACAGUUAUGAAAAACACUGCAUCUCUUAAAAUAAGAGCAAUCUUUAAAGAAAAAAAAACAAACAUUUCUCUCCUGCUUUCUACAUUAUACAAUCAUGUAUUACUUUGACAGAAACUACUAAAACCAGGAGAGAAUAAGACUGCAACAUAUCCCUAAAAUAUUACAUGUAAUCUGUCUUUUUAUUAUUUUUGUCUAGACGUUAUAUUUGUAUUAUAUUAUUGUGAGCACUAUUAUUAUGGUCUCUGGCUCUGUUGAAAACGUAAAUAGUUAUUUUAGGUGAGAGAUUUACAUUUGACUGAUCAAUUGUAUUAAAAUGAAAGGAAAGUUAAUCUUCCUGUGUAAAGGGAGGGAAAUAAGACUUUGGAAUAUCGGCCAAAACUACACAACUUAAAAUGUUCAAAUAUCAUUAAAGAAGCUUGCUGGAAACACUGA
This is a messenger RNA of Oncorhynchus mykiss (rainbow trout), 7669 nucleotides long. It is a transcript of the gene arhgef12b, whose product is annotated as Rho guanine nucleotide exchange factor 12b. Gene Ontology annotation, molecular function: guanyl-nucleotide exchange factor activity; G protein-coupled receptor binding. Gene Ontology annotation, cellular component: cytoplasm. Lineage: Eukaryota; Metazoa; Chordata; Actinopteri; Salmoniformes; Salmonidae. Gene Ontology annotation, biological process: G protein-coupled receptor signaling pathway. The record is from RefSeq and is a predicted model, not a curated record.